Aspergillus terreus NIH2624 is the source of this 1689-nucleotide messenger RNA. RefSeq names its product rhomboid protease PCP1. The record is from RefSeq and is a predicted model, not a curated record. NCBI's taxonomy places the organism in Eukaryota, Fungi, Ascomycota, Eurotiomycetes, Eurotiales, Aspergillaceae. Gene Ontology annotation, molecular function: serine-type endopeptidase activity. The transcript is spliced from 5 exons. Gene Ontology annotation, cellular component: membrane. Bases 1 to 1689 code for a protein of 562 amino acids.
AUGAGCAAUGUGUUCGGCCUAGCGUGGCGGAUCCCAUGCUCGGGACCACGUCCCUCGAGCUUGCUUUCGCCGCUCCGCUCCGCCUGUCGCAUGUCCACGCCAUGGCAGCCGCAUAGCAUUCCCAGACUCUCCAUCGGCCUCACACGGGCCUACCACCCCCUAACGACCUCGCACGAAGUACAUCUUCGCACCAACUCCGUGUUCUCCCCCGUCCUCCGACCGUUUACGACCUCGUCCUGUCUGCGCGCCAAGCCGCAGGAACCCGUUGAACAUGGCGUGCAACUUCGUCCCGAGCCCUUCUCCGCCGCCGAGAUCAAUUCGAUCUUCGGUCCCCGUGCCAAAAUCUCACCGCAGAUGGGGAACCGCGUUCUCUCCGUUCUGCAGGGUCGCCGUGUCGACGGGACCCUGGACCUCGACCUCCCCGCCGAUAUCACCCGCUCUGUCCGCAGCCAAGCCCUCGACGCGGGUCUGAACUGGCUCCGUGCGAACUAUCCUCUCGACGAGGAUGCGGCAAUUCUGGCGCGCAUUGAGCGGGAGGAAAAAGAGGAGCAAGAGAAGCUUAUUCGGCGCGCUGAAGAGCUCGGUCUGUAUAAGCCGCAGAGUGGCAGUUAUGGCGCCGAGCUUGGGGACGAGAAUGAUCCCUACGGCAAGAGCGUCUUGAAGGAGGCGAGGGAGAAGAAUGAGGCACGCUUGCUUGCGGAGCAGGAACGGAAGCGUCGGGAGUGGCUGGAGGGCGAGGAACAAGAACGGGAGAAACUGAAGCGUAUGAUCCAGAAGAACACGGCGCUUCAGAAGUUUGAGGAAUCUGCCGCCCUGGAGGUUCGAGAGCGCGCGGAUCCCAGCCAGCGCCCGGUCCUCGCAUGGAUACAGAAGCACCACACGAGGGCCACCGAGUGGGAUAUGGACCUGUCGAAGGUGACCAAUACAUCCCGCAUCCUCCGAGCCCUGGCAGCAACCGUCGUGACGACUGGUCUGUGCUAUGUCUUUGCGCAGUGGUAUGAACCGCCGGCGAGGGCAGACCGUUUAUGGCCCAGUGUUCCUCCUGCCGCGGCAACUAUCAUGACCAUCAUUGGAAUGAACGUGGGUAUAUUCGCUCUGUGGAGAUUGUGGCCUCCAGCCUGGAGACUUCUGAAUCGCUACUUCAUCACUGUUACCGCGUACCCUCGCCCUCUGAGCUUGGUGGGGAAUGUUUUCAGCCAUCAGACUGUGAGACAUCUCGCAGCGAAUAUGUUUGUGUUGUGGGUGGUCGGAACAAAGGUCCACGAUGAGAUCGGCCGGGGUAACUUCCUAGCGUUGUAUCUUGCCUCUGGUGUUUUUGGCUCGUUUACGUCCCUGCUCUACCAUAUUGUGCGAGGAAACCUGAUGGUCACUGGACUUGGAGCCAGUGGCGCCAUCUCGGGUCUUGUCGCCGCCCUGUGCUUGCUUCAUGCGGAUGAACGAUUUACCAUUUUCUUCCUCCCCGCGGAAUGGCAAGAAGUCUUCUCCGCCAAGGGUUCGGCGUUCUUGACGGGCAUUGUCGCCGUGGAGAUUCUCAGCAUGCUGAGCCCUGUCAAGGCCGUUCGGAUGGACCACGUGGCGCAUCUGGGCGGAUAUCUUGCCGGAAGCGUGUGGGCGUUUUUCUACAAGAAGAAAGAAAGAGAAAGACGGCAGCAGAUGGGUUGGUUCGAGCGGAUGUUUAGGAAUGAGUAG